Messenger RNA from Aedes albopictus (Asian tiger mosquito), 3498 nucleotides. RefSeq lists its product as uncharacterized. The record is from RefSeq and is a predicted model, not a curated record. Gene Ontology annotation, biological process: proteolysis. Gene Ontology annotation, molecular function: aspartic-type endopeptidase activity; nucleic acid binding; zinc ion binding. Lineage: Eukaryota; Metazoa; Arthropoda; Insecta; Diptera; Culicidae. The coding region runs from base 1 to 3498 and encodes 1165 amino acids. The transcript is spliced from 3 exons.
AUGAUGAACGACGGCAGAUAUGUUCGACCGAUCGGAGCAACGACCGAAGAUGAAGAGGAAAUUCCGGUCGAGAGCUCGAUCGCAGACGAGUCAGUGGACCAAACCUGCAGCGUAUCGAUGGUUGACCCGAGCACCUACAGCGGCAGCAGCAGCGAGAACAACAACAGCGACAUUGGUAGCAGUAGCAGUUCAAACAGUGAAACUAGCGAUUCCGAUACCGACGAUGAUCACGACGCAGAUCAAACUCCGAACCAGAUAAGCUCACAAACCAACCCAACGCACCCAAUUCCUGAUACAACCCCGACCGAAAACCCUUCUCGUGACGCAAUGGAUAACGUACGUAAUACUGAACGAAUCGAGCGUAUGGAGAAAAUGAUUGCGGGCAUAAACGAAGCCCUGACCCGCUUCCAACCCAGUCCUAGGCCAGUGGUGGACGAUAAUCCCGAUAAUACCUGGAACUUACCCAACGAUACGAGCGCAAGUACCGGCGGAAACGUUUCUUCAAGCUUCCGCUGGGAUCACAUAAAACCGUUCACGAGUGGCAUUCCAGCCAAUAAAAUGUGGGAGGAAUGGAACCGCUACAUCGAAAAUUUCGAGAUAGCGGUUUCGUUCAGCAACAUGAACGACCCGGUCAAGAGGACGCAACUGCUGUUCCUCUCUGUAGGCAGUGAGCUUCAAGAAAUCAUUAAAGCCGCAAAACUACGUCCAAGUUUGGCCAACCCAGACUGCUAUAAGACAUUCGUCGCAAACAUCAAAACCUACUUCCGCUCGAUGACCGACACCGCUGCCGAGCACGAAGCUUUUUCUAGGAUGCGACAGGAAAGCGGCGAAUCAGCGGUCGCUUUUCACGCGCGGUUGAUGUGCAAGGUACAUGCAUGCAAUUACAGCGCCGAUGAUGUAGACAGAUUCGUAAGAGCACAGCUAUUGAGUGGACUUAGGAACCGAGAGCUAGUGAAGCAGGCGCGAAUCUACGGAUACGAGACAAACUUCAUUGUACAGUCAGCAGCCAGGGAGGAUACUUACGAGGCCGAAACACGUCAACAGGAGAGCUCUAACGUCUUCGAGGUAAAAAGGGCACAAGGAUCCUCAUCGUUCGAUCGAAGUGACCGUAAGCGUCCGAAUUCAACUCGCCAUCCAGAUGAAACGACGACCAAGCAAUAUCGAAGCAAUGUCCAGAAUCCACGGUCCGAAGAAAAUCGCAGGCGGUGUUCGCGUUGUUCCCUGUUCCGGCACCGAAAUGGUCAGUGUCCUGCGUUGGGCCGCAAGUGUAUCCGCUGCGGUAAAUCAGGCCAUUUCGUAGCCGCGUGUCGGCAGAGACAGGUGAAUUCUGUGAAAUACGAGCAAACCGACAAACCCUUUGGCAGACCAUCAUAUCCCGAUGAGGACAAACACGACGAUAAGAACCAGGAAGUCAAUGCUCUCUCCAUAGAAGACGUCAUGGUCGACUGUUCAAUCGGAUCGUCCUCUUCCAUCCGUUUUCUAAUCGAUUCGGGUGCAGAUGUAAACGUCAUUGGUGGACAUGACUGGGACAAACGUGAAAGAGAAGCUAGAGCGGGCUUAGCAAAAAUUGAAAUGCUUGGUAGCAGUUCGAGUAAUAAAUUGCGUGCCUAUGGAUCAUGUGAGCCAAUGACUGUUGACUGCACAUUCAAAGCAAGUAUCGUGGCAAAAACCUCACACUCCCCAAGUUCUACAGACGAAGCAGUCUUCCACGUUGUUUCCAAAGGUAACAGAUCGCUUCUUGGUCGAUCCACGGCAAACGAUUUGGGACUCCUGCAGAUCAUCAACAAUGUCAGCCACCGCGAAGACGAUGGCAUUUUCCCGAUAAUGCCGGGGGUAAAGGUGACAUUUAGUGUCGACAAAGAUGUUCCACCAACUAAGAGCGCCUACUACAAUGUGCCAGCCGCGUAUCGGGAAGCUGCACGACAGAGAUUACGUGAAAUGGAAACUCGGGGCAUAAUAGAGAAAACCAAGACCGCACCAAACUGGAUCAGUGGCAUGUCCGCCGUGGCCAAGGGCAAAAACGAUUUCAGGCUCGUGGUUAAUAUGCGUGCCCCCAAUCGCGCAAUAAAUCGCGAAUACUAUAGGCUUCCGUUGCUCGAUGAAAUGAGAACCAAAUUGCACGGGGCAAAGUAUUUCUCGAAACUUGACUUGAGUAAUGCUUUUUAUCACCUUGAGUUAUCGGAAGAAUCGCGCGACUUGACCACGUUUUUGGCUGAGGACGGGAUGUAUAGAUUCACCCGCCUCAUGUUCGGCGUCAAUUGCGCGCCAGAGAUUUUUCAGCGCGAGAUGGUCCGCAUCUUGGAAAACGUCGAAAACGUCAUAGUGUUCAUCGACGAUAUACUAAUCUUCGCCGAUACACUUGAAGCACUUCGAGCAACAGUUGCUAGAGUUCUACAAAUCCUGAAGGAAAAUAAUUUAACAUUGAACGUGGCCAAGUGCGAAUUCGAUCAAACUAGGAUUAAGUUCCUUGGCCAUGAACUGGAUGCGGACGGGUUCCACAUAGAUAAUGAAAAGGUCAAAAGUGUGCGCAGCUUCAGAGAACCAACAACACUGUCGGAACUUCGCAGUUUCUUAGGGCUGGCAUCAUUUCUAAGCCCGUAUAUUUCGAAUUUCGCAAACAUCACGAGCCCAUUGUGGACGGCAACCACGUCUAAGACAUGGCUGUGGGGAUCGGAGCAACGUGAAGCGUUCGGAUUGGUGAAACAGCAAAUCAUGGACUGUACGAUUUCUUUGGGUUUCUUCUCCAACAAUGAUAAAACCAUUUUGUACACGGAUGCCUCGCCGGUCGCCUUAGGAGCCGUGCUGGUACAAGAGGGGGCAAACCAAGCACCUAGGGUAAUAAGCUUUGCCUCCAAAGCCCUCACCCCAACUGAGAAGAGAUAUCCACAGAACCAAAGGGAAGCUCUGGGUGCGGUAUGGGCAGUGGAGCACUUUUCCUACUUUCUCCUAGGUAGGCAUUUUACGCUCCGUACCGACGCCCAGGGAGUCACCUUUAUCCUCAAUCGAUCACGAGAAGAGUCCAAAAGAGCAUUAACACGCGCCGACGGAUGGGCCCUUCGGUUAAGCCCAUAUAAUUACAACGUCGAAUAUAUCCGAGGUUUGGAGAACAUCGCGGAUCCAUCAUCAAGGCUUUAUGAAGGAGACGACGCGCCCUUUGAAGAAGAUGCUAGCCCAUGGGAGAUCGCGACGCUAGAGGUAAAUUCUUUGGAGUUCCUGAUGGAAGCCGACAUCAAAACCGCCACCGAUGAGGAUGAAAUGCUGCUAUCGGUGAUUAAAGCACUGGAAUCGGGGUUGUGGCACAAAGAUCUGCGCAGAUACCAAUCGGUUGAGGAUGAGCUGAUUGUUCAGAACGGAAUUCUCGUUAAGAAAGGGUGCGCUGUGAUACCGAAGGCACUUCAAACUCGAGCUUUAGAAGUAGCCCAUGAAGGUCACCCAUCAGUGGCCAAAAACGAAAAGCAUAAUGCGGCAGCGGGUCUGGUGGCCAGGCAUGACAAGUGA